UGAGCGCAGUGUGGGUAGACGUUAGUCAUGUUGCCGGGGUAGUCGCCAUGUUGAUUACUCUGUGCUAUGUUUACCUGUGGAUUCGCCUGCAGAAAUGCUAUGCCAUGAUCAUUUUUCGGUCCGUGCGGCGCUUCCACCGCAUGUCUAGCCUUACCUUCACUGCGUUGCCGCCGGACAGCGAGGCCCGGCCUUACAGCUCUUCUGCAACUGUCCAGGAAAACAUCUGUGUUCGUCUGGCCGAUAGGGCUUUCCUCCUGGCUGAGCCCCAAAAGCUUUGUGAUGACUUGAGUAAAUGGUCACUGCACCCUGAACCUGUGAUAGCUAGCACUGAACGCAAGCAGCGGACACAACAAAUAACUUUUCUGAUAGAAGCUAUCUUCGGAAAUGCUAGUUUUGAUACAUUCUCUGUUUCUUCUGAAAAAAUUUUAAGGUAUUCUGACUUAUGUGUACCAUUGGCAUAUUUGCUUGGGAACCCAUACAAACUAAUUGCUGAAGCAAAUGUGGAUGAUUUUAGCAGGCUUGGUGUUGCCUUCAUGGAGAACAGACUACAGAUGGAUAAUGGCAUGGUACCUCAAAAAAUCGUUUCUCUACAGCUCAAUGAAUCUGUUCAAAUGAAAUUGCUGGAAUCAAGUGUUGGGUUUCAAAAAGAGUGGCAGGAGCUUGGUCAUCUCCAGGAUCUUGAUAUUGCAAUGGAACCAUGUCAUAAAAGUACUUUAAUCAAACCAGUGACUGAGCAAAAUGUGGGUUCAUGUGGUGAUACCUGCAGUACAGUUGGUUCUACUGAGAAACUUUGUCAACCAGAAAUGGAUGAACUUAAGGCCAUUCAAAAUAAAGAGUUUCAUAUCACCCAAGAGGCAAAGGAACUCGAGGAACACGAAGGCUAUUGCCUUCACCUUGCCAGUUGCUCUGAGUGUUUGGAGUUGGAAAACAGCACCAUUGAGUCAGUCAAAUAUGCCUCGGCAGAAAACCUACUGGACCUCCCUGAUGAUUAUUGUGAAAGCUCUGAUGAAACAGUGGUUGGGGAGGACAAUUUUACAAUAAACACAGGACAAAGUAACAAGAAUGGGAAACCUCCCAAUGUAUUGAUCUAUGUUGGCUCUGAUUACAGUCAGUACUUGGUAAAAUUUCAGCAAAUAAAAUCCGUCCUUUUGGAUUGCCUUAACAAUGAAAGCUAUGUGAUCUAUCCCCUUCUAGAAGAGCAGGUUCUAAAAGUUCCUUGGGUUGAUAAUUCUCUAUUGCUGGUUGUGGCGUGUGAUGAUCCAGUGCCUGAACAGAUUCAUGCAAAGUUCAUGACCUACCUAUCCAAAGGUGGGAAGAUCUUGGGACUGUGUACAUCAUUUUCUUUUGGUGAGAUAAAAGUAGCUGUCAAAAAAGAACUGAAAGGAAAGAUUCACAGAUGGUUCUUCACUAAGUCUGACAGCAAGGACAUAACCCUCCAUGCUUUUACCAGUGGCAAAGCAUUCUUAAGAGAAACCAAAAAUGCAGAGGAAGCCACAGAAGAUCUUGAGCUAUGGGGGAGUUUGGCUAAUCCUGAAAAGGACAUAGUAAUUGUACGUUUACCUUAUGGAGAAAAUGGAGGAGAAGCUGUGCUCUGCCAGGUUCAUCUUGAAAUUCCUCCUGAUUCAAAAGAGACCCAAAUGCAGCAGGAUUUCAGAGCACUUAAACUGAGCAAUGCACUGCGAUAUGAAGUACUGACAGAAAUUCUGACAUAUUUGCAACUUAACUGUGAACUUAGUCAAGUUCCACCUCUGACACCAGUGUAUCUUCUGACCACAGGAGAGGAUAUUCGACAAACUUUCCUAAGAUGGCUAUGGCCCAGACUGGACAUGGAAGGUGUAUUUAGGUCACAGAAAGUAUCUUUAAAAGUUGUAACAAUGCAACAACCCGGAAUGGAGGUCACACGUAAUAUCUUGCCCGUCAUCAUAGAAUCGCAAAAAUUCUCAUCAGAAUAUUUUGACCUGAAAAUCUACUGCGAAAAUCUGCAAACUAAUGUCCUAGGUCAAGUAGUUUUCUUCAGUGAAGUCAUCAUAACUACAAUGGAUCUGUUUGAUGGGUUGAUGCUUUCAUUUCCAGAGGAAGUAGGGUUAAUUGCCGUUGCAAUUCGACAAACACAAGGCAAAGGCCGUGGAGGAAAUAUAUGGCUAAGUCCAAUAGGCUGUGCUAUGUUUACUCUACACAUUAGGAUUCCAACCCACUCUAAGCUUGGACACAACAUUUCUUUUGUACAGCACUUAAUGGCUCUGGCUGCAGUGGAAUCUGUGAUAUCCAUGCCAGGAUAUGAGGAUAUUGAUCUGAGGCUUAAAUGGCCAAAUGAUAUUUACUACAGUAAUCUCAUGAAAUUAGGUGGAGUCCUGGUUAAUUCUACUUUGAUGGGAGCAACCUUUCAUGUACUUGUUGGCUGUGGAUUCAACGUAAGCAACAGCAACCCCACGAUUUGCAUCAAUGAUAUCAUCCAGCAACAUAACAAAGAAAGUGGAACAGUUUUGCAGACACUUCGAAUAGACCUACUGAUAGCUAGGACCGUCACUAUCUUUGAAAAUCUGAUGAACAUUUUCCAGGACAAAGGGCCAAAUGGAGUUUUACCACUCUAUUAUAAACGAUGGCUACACAGGAGCCAAAUGUAA
Rhincodon typus (whale shark) is the source of this 2624-nucleotide messenger RNA. RefSeq names its product holocarboxylase synthetase (biotin-(proprionyl-CoA-carboxylase (ATP-hydrolysing)) ligase) (gene hlcs). The transcript has 11 exons. NCBI's taxonomy places the organism in Eukaryota, Metazoa, Chordata, Chondrichthyes, Orectolobiformes, Rhincodontidae. Gene Ontology annotation, molecular function: biotin--[biotin carboxyl-carrier protein] ligase activity. Gene Ontology annotation, biological process: protein modification process. The record is from RefSeq and is a predicted model, not a curated record. Bases 48 to 2624 code for a protein of 858 amino acids. Gene Ontology annotation, cellular component: cytoplasm.